Molecule: messenger RNA, 975 nt
Organism: Pollicipes pollicipes
Lineage: Eukaryota; Metazoa; Arthropoda; Thecostraca; Pollicipedomorpha; Pollicipedidae
Product: RYamide receptor-like
Exons: 3
Coding region: 1-975 (324 amino acids)
Biological process (GO): G protein-coupled receptor signaling pathway
Cellular component (GO): plasma membrane
Molecular function (GO): G protein-coupled receptor activity
Source: RefSeq, a predicted model, not a curated record
AUGACCUCCAGCAACGCGUCGCUGCUCGGGGUCCACGCGUCACUGCUCGGGAUCAACGCGUCGCUGCUCGGGGUCAACAGUUCGCUGCUGGAGGUCAACAGGUCGCAGCUCAGUGUCAGCGAACUGCUGCCAGAGGUCAACGCAUCAACAUGUCUGGCGUAUCAGAGGUCACACGAGGUCACACCGCUGUGGGACUCAGCUUUGCUUCACGACUGCGUCUGCCUGCACGACGACAUCACGCCGCUGGAGUACCGCACGUGGCACUGCUUCGAAACGCCGCCAGACCUGCCGUUCCUGACCGUCGCCUGGGUCGGCUACUCGAUCCUCUUCGUCGCCGGCCUCACCGGCAACACCCUCGUCUGCUACGUCGUCUUUUCCGCGACGCGCAUGCGCACCGUCACCAACAUCCUUAUCGCCAACAUGGCGGCCGGCGACCUGCUCAUUGCCUGCCUCUGCAUGCCCUUCACGUUCCUCCACCUGGUCGUGUUCGGCUUCUGGCCCUUCGGGGACGCGCUCUGUCGCGGCGUGUCCUUCGCGCAGGCGGUCUCUGUCUUCGUGUCGGCGUACACGCUCGUGGCCAUCUCUGCAGACCGCUACACGGCCAUCGUGCACCCGCUGGUGUCGCGCGGCUCGCGGCGCAGGACGCGCAUCGUGCUGCUGGCCGUGUGGAUGUUGGCCCUCUCCACCUGCGUGCCUAUCGCCGUCACGUCCCGCGCGGACGUGCCAGAGGCGGAGCGCCACUUCGCCAUGCACGAGCACUGCGUCUGCCAGGAGGUGUGGGAGGGGAACGGGCGGCGCUACUACACGGUGGUGGUGAUGUUGCUGCAGUACUUCCUGCCGGUGACCGUGCUGGCCGUGACGUACGGCAGGAUCGCGCUGGAAGUGUGGGGUCGUAGCUCGCCCUUCAUCAGGAGUCAGGAUGUCAGGGAGAUCAGGCUGGCGCGCGCCAAGCGGAAGACGCACAAGGGCUUUUAG